This is a messenger RNA of Paraglomus brasilianum, 711 nucleotides long. The record is from the annotation of a GenBank genome assembly. Lineage: Eukaryota; Fungi; Glomeromycota; Glomeromycetes; Paraglomerales; Paraglomeraceae.
AUGGCAACAUUUGCUUCCUUUUUCAGCAAGAGCGGUAUAGAAUGGACAAGAAAAGUGGGGAAUUGUAAGCAAGUCGUUAGUGGUAGAGGCAACAAUAUCUGGAUCAUCGAUGAUGCGGGAGUGAUUUCCUGCGGUUUAAACAGUUAUAAACAAUAUAAUCUCAAAGCAGGAGCGGUACAGAUUUCCGUGGCUGCAGAUGGAGCUGUUGCUGCAGUCGAUAAUGCGAAUGGAAUCCAUUUGUUUGAAAAUGAUGGCUGGAAGAGGUUGAUGUCAAUAACGGCUAAGCAAGUUGCUUUGCAAUCAUCAAGUGUUAUGUUUUACAUUGAUGAGGAAGGCAUUCUCAAACGCUAUAAUAUCACGAACGAUACAGUUGAACGCGAUUAUGGGGUAGUUGAUUUUGUCACAGCAGCAUCAGAUGGGACACUUUGGGGACUUGUAAAUGACCAAGUGUUGCGAUGGAAUGGGUUUUGUUGGGAUCUUAUCAACGGCCAAAAAAUGAAGCAUCUUUCCGUUGGAUCAGCACUUCUAGUUGUUGGAAUUAAUCACGACGACGAGAUAUUUCAAUUCGUGAAAAGUGACUGGCUACAGAUUGCGGGAAAGCUAAGAAACAUUACCGUCACAAUUGAUGGAAUUCUCUACGGUACUAAUGAUGUUGAUGAUAUAUUUUAUAGUCACGAUGCGUUAAAAACAAUUUGUAGAAAUUGUCAAUGA